AGAAAUGAACGAAUUCCUAUGCCCCACAAAUAACCCAGAGAUGCAUUUUAAAUAAAAGCACACAUUCUACUCAUGUAAAAACACUAGGCAGGCCAUACAAAUAACCCUGAGAUGCAUUUUAAAGAAAAGGACACAUUCUACUCAUGUAAAAACACGCUGAUCCCCAGACUGUCCGUGGGCCGGAUUGAGAAGGCAAAUGGGCCGCAUCCAGCCCACGGGCCUGAGGUUGCCUACCCCUGAGCUAGACCGUUGGUCCAUCUAGCUUAGCAUUGUCUGCACCCGUUGGCAGCUGCUCCCCAGGGUUUCAGAUGGGGUUCAGACGCUGCUGGAAAUAUUUCGAUAGAAGGGAAAUAGAGCAGGGGAGGAACAGAGUUUUGCAGGCUCUUGGAGUCAGUCUCAAGUCCUUGCACAAUACUCCCUCUGUUUGGAUUUGAUGUCGUAAAGGGGUGUGUGUGUGUACACACAGGCAAGAUUGCGGCACACCUUUUAAUUUUUACUGUGGGUGACGGUCGCGUUAUCAGGACGCAAAGACCAUGAGCUGUCCUUCAGGCUAACGUCAAGAGCUGGGAGGUCGUUAAAAAAGAAAGGAGGAGAAUGAAAAUAAACAAAAUAGUCUGGAGCUUGCGGGAUGCUCGAGGUCACCUCUCUCCAGGAAGCAGGAAGCAGCUGGUGAAAAUGGCAGCCAACCGCCAGCAGCGGUGGAGGCCCUGGGGAAGAUUGGCGCAGCCACAGCCGGAAAAGGAGGAGGCGUCCGAAUGCGUGGGCCGGCAGCUGGGCGACCCGGGGAAGUUUGCCUACGCAGCCCUCUGCGCUGUCUCUUUGGCAUCAUUGUUUCCUGAGGAAGAGGAAAGGCCGUAUAGGACGGGUUUUGUGGAGAGCCUGGUGGAAUGGCUGCAGCUUUCAGACGCCGUCCUGCCUGCCAUGCUGGCGUUUGUUGGUGGUCUGGGGGGCGAAGGGACGGAGACCUUUGCACAGAUCCUCUUGAAGGAGCCGCUCAUGAAAGAUGACCCCAGCAUCAUUACACAGGAUCUUGUGUCCUUCUCUCUCAAGGACGGCGCCUACGACGCCCGGGCGAGGGUUCUCCUCUCCCACAUCGCCUGGCUGCUGCGGAUUCCCCCGGCAGAACUGGAAGCUUCGGAGGACCGUCUGCUUGAGUGCCUGAAAGAGGAGGAAGAGGAGGAGGAAUCUGAGACGGCAGCAGCUGCACGGAAGAAGAAAGAGAAAAACAGGAGGUUGAAGAGGUACCUGUUGAUUGGCUUGGCGACUGUUGGUGGGGGGACAGUAAUAGGUCUGACAGGGGGCCUGGCUGCCCCCCUGGUGGCAACGGGAGCGACGGCAAUCAUUGGCAGCGCUGGGGCCGCUGCCCUCGGCUCGGUGGCCGGGAUGGCUGUCAUGGGGUCGCUCUUUGGAGCUGCGGGAGCUGGACUCACAGGUUACAAGAUGAAGAAGCGCGUGGGGGCCAUUGAAGAGUUUGAGUUCCUGCCCUUAACGGAAGGGAGGCAGCUCCACCUCACCAUAGCCAUCACCGGCUGGCUCACGACCGGCAAAUAUGGAAGUUUCACGGCUCCCUGGAGCAGCCUGCUGCAGUCCAAAGAACAGUAUUGCUUAGCCUGGGAGAGCAAGUACCUGAUGGAGCUGGGCAACACCCUUGACUCUUUGCUGAAUGGAUUGGUCAACGUCGUGGCUCAGGAAGCAUUGAAAUUCACUGUCUUAUCAGGCAUCGUCACCGCUCUCGCAUUACCUGCCUCCCUGCUCACGGUGGCCAGCGUGAUUGAUAACCCCUGGGGAGUGUGUCUCCACCGCUCGUCUGAGGUCGGCAAACACCUGGCUCGAAUCCUGCUCAGCCGGCACCAGGGCAAGCGGCCGGUUACCUUGAUGGGUUUCAGUCUUGGCGCCCGGGUCAUCUACUUCUGCCUCCAGGAAAUGGCCAAGGAGGAAGACUGCAGAGGCAUCGUCGAAGAUGUGGUCCUCCUGGGGGCACCAGUGGAAGGGGAAGCCAAAUACUGGAAGCAAAUUGCCAAGGUCGUUUCGGGUAGGAUCAUCAACGGCUACUGCAGGGGAGACUGGCUGCUGAGAUAUGUCUACCGGACGUCCUCUGUUCAACUCAACGUCGCUGGACUUCAGCCAGUUAACCUGGACGACAGGAGAAUGGUGAAUGUGGAUCUCUCGUCGAUCGUGAGCGGCCAUCUGGACUACAUGAAGCAGAUGGACACGAUCUUGAAAGCUGUGGGUGUCAAAACAAAGCAGUGCCGCUUGGAAGAGGAGGGUAGCCUCGCCACUCUCUCCACUGAGCUUGAGGAGGAGGACCCGGGGCUGGUACCAUGUGACGCUCAGGAAGAGCAACGCAUCGUGGGAGAGGAAGGGCCUGACAGUACCAAUGAAGGCGACGUCAACGGUGAUGACCACUGGGUCUGGGAGCCGGUUUCCAGCCACAGUUUGGGCCCAAAUGACCCCCGACCGCCAGCAGAGGCGGUUUCUGGACAGGGAGAAAUCUCUAGUGCCGCAAGGGACCAGGACGCAGCUGGGCUAGAAGAGCCUCUUCCCACCAGCUCGUCACAUUCCCAAGAACUUUCCAGCUCCGCAAGCACCCCUCUGACUCUCAGAUAACAUCUGAGGUGACGCAGCAUGAUGGUUAUUGUAGUGUUUGCACUGAGUCUUCCCAUCAGCCCUUGCUGAAGUUUUCAAAGAACACCAAAGACUUGCCUUUGCAGGAGCAGGCCAAAGAUCGAUCUGCUAGGAUUCUCUGUUCCCCAGCAGUCGUCCGCCCCUGAGAACAUCAGCCGCAGAGCGUGAUGGAAGUAAGCUGUCCACAGUUGUUGUUUUCCAUGCUGUACGGUAACUGGGAUGGGUGGGUGAGUAGGUGCCCUGCCCCCCGAGGAUGGAAGCUUUCCACCUUUACUUUACAAUGGCAAACAGCUCUCAACUUCUCUGUGAAUUUCUACUCAUCCAUCCAGUGCCCAUCGCCGUGCCUUACAGUAACUCACAUUCCGUAACUCCACAUCUGUAUGAAGAAGCUUGUCCCUUUUGCCAAUCUAGAACUCUCCCGAGGGGACGGGCCGUUGCACAGUGACCGAGCAGGCUGACAUUAACAGCUGCUUGACAGUGGAACGGACUCCCUCCGGAGGUUGUGGACUCUCCUUCCUUGGAGGUUUUUAAGCAGAGGUUGGAUUACCAUCUCUCAUGGAUGCUUCAGUUGAGAUUCCUGCAUUGCAGCACCUUAGGGUCCCUUCCAACUCUAUUCUAUGACAUCUCCAGGUUAGUGGGGGGAAUGUCCCUUGCCUGAAACCAUGGAGAGCCACUGCUGGUCAGUGUUGAUAAUACUGACCUGGAUGGACAUAAUGAUAUAAGGCAGCUCCCUAGGUUCAUAGACCAUCCCCUUUAUGGACAAUAUUGAGGACUAGAACCUUGCAGUGUUUUUAGAGAAAGAGCUUUCGCUCAGUGGCAAAGCACCUGCAGAAAGUCCCAGGUUCAAUCUAGAACAGGGAUUGCACAGGAGACAUAGCAAGGUUCAUAUGAAAGGAGAAAAUAAAUAUACCUCUUUUAUUUAUAACUGCACAGGUUGAAAAGACAGGGGGUUGGGUGGGGAGAGGGACAAAAGUUGUGAUUUCUUCACCACCACCACCCCCGGACAUCCGCUCGCACAAACCACAUCUGUUUGUUUUUCCGUAUUAGCCUCCCUCACUAAGUUCUGUGCGAGUCCUCUAAGGAAACUCCCAAAACAUAUUCCCGAUGUGACGUGCCCCGUUUCCCUGCUUGAGGCGAAAUGGAAAGUGUCGCCCUGCCACCACCACCACCAAAACAUCCCUUACCUAGGUUGUGUGGCGGCGGCACAAAGCAGCAGAGACAGCAAUGGCGGGUUCCGGCGAGAUCGUGCCAUCUUGCUGGAAAUUGGCGUCAUUUCUCUGCCGUUUCUGGACUUGGUGGGGAGCACAGGCAGGGGUGCUGCCUUGGGGCUUCCGCUGCCCAGAGCGGCUGCUUCACCCUGCCUGUUGCAGGGGCUGGCCCUGCGUAUCCCAUCAGGCUUUGCAUGACCCUUCAAGCUGCGGGUAUCCUUGCUCAGGAAGACUGAGCAACCCCCCCCCCGAGGGGCACUGUUUGAAGGCACAGAAUUUAGCCAGCUUGUGGAGGAAGCUAAGCAGGUCGGGUUGGGGGUCUGAGAUAUACCAGGGUGGCAUGAUUUUACUGGGAAAUGCUCCCCCGCCGCCGCAUGUAAGAAAGGUUAAUAACAAAUAACGAAUUAACGUCUUGAAUCAUUUUACACUCUUGGAAGAAAAGGCUGUAUUGGAAUGAACCUGAGAUUAUAUCUCCAUGCAUCACAGGGUCUUGCACUCUAGCUAGAGUGUCAAUCAAAAGCCAGUUCUCCACACACCCGUACAUGAAAGAUCCAGUGGCCUUGUUUCAUUUCACGAGAAAGCUGUCAUCCAAAACAGGCCUCUCGCUGUUUUUAAAUCCUCUUUAUUGGGUGUUGUUGAAAGGGAUUCUGGGUCCCAUCGGCCCAAGAUAGGAGGAUGGCUGGUCCCUGUUCUGCUUUGUGAAUCACGAGAAACAGGUGGCCUACCGGGCAACGGAAAAUGACUGCAUCUGCUUCCUGCAUUCUUAAGUGGGCCCCCAGGCCCACGUGUGCAGAAGGCGAGAAUUUGUACACAGGUGCAAUCUGGAUCGGGAUCCAGUCUCUCCUGGGAAGCAGUGGGAGAUAAAGACAGGCUCACCGGUGCAGCCAGAAGCAAUCUCUCCUCAAGUCUUUCCACGCUGGUGCCAAAUUUGGCACAUAUACAAACUGUAGGUGAAUCUCUGUGGCUCCAUACAAAGGCAGCUUAAACCUUUUUACAGCAUACGAUAGAAAGUGCCAGAAGACAAGUAAGACCAAACAAAUCAAUUUGGGGAGAAAUAGAAUUCCUUGGAGGCCCUUUUACAGAAAUUAAGGCAGUCCCUUCUUAGCAGAAUCUAGGCGUUCCUUCUUUUAAAACACGGAACACACACCUCUCACUCUGCUGUUUCUGAAAAUUGAUAGAGAUAUGCAAACUGAAGGAGAUAUGGUUAGCAAACCACAUCAUGGGGAAGCAGGGCGGGGAGAGAGCGAGAGAGCAAGCAAGCAAGAAAGAAAAUUCAGAUUCCCUGCAAGGAACUCCCAAGCUAUAUCGCCUACGCAAGAACUGACACUGGUUUCUUGAGAGGGUGCAGACAUAGACUGGCCUCCCUCACACCUGGCUUUUAAAAUAAAUAAAUAAAAUCUAGUUGUUUUUCAAAUCAGAGUGAUGAACCCUGGGAUCAAUUUAUGUGUCAGGAGUAUAUAUGUUGUUCUGCCAAGAAAGAUUUCCAGUUCACGUACACAACGAUAUAAAUCCUUGAGCAGGGACUGUCAAUUCAUUUUGUCUCAGUUUUCCCAUCUGACGUUUGAUUCGCUCCAUUUCUGCAUAUGUUGGUGGGGUUUGUUUUUUUUUAAGUCUGCAUGAAGAUUAGUACAUAUUUUUUCCUAUAAAAAUUGCAUGUGUCCUAUAGAAAAGGUUUUGAAUGCAGUUUUUCCUAAUGGGUGCUUCUUUGCAACCAGCCUCCCCUAACGGAAUACCUUUCCUGUAUGCUUUAGCUAAACAUAACACAGUUGUUUUUUUUCAUGCGCUUCACGCUAAUACCUACACACUCAUGCGCCCGAUCUUUGGUUGGAGAGAAACUACGCUUCAAAAAUCCGGAGAGAGGCAAGUUUGGAAAGAGCACUGCAUUUCAGUUUGCACACUCUGGUAGGUCUGCAUGAAAAUAACGGCCGAAAGAGAAGCACACACA
Molecule: messenger RNA, 5778 nt
Organism: Zootoca vivipara (common lizard)
Lineage: Eukaryota; Metazoa; Chordata; Lepidosauria; Squamata; Lacertidae
Gene: TMCO4
Product: transmembrane and coiled-coil domains 4
Source: RefSeq, a predicted model, not a curated record